Molecule: messenger RNA, 2035 nt
Organism: Morone saxatilis (striped sea-bass)
Lineage: Eukaryota; Metazoa; Chordata; Actinopteri; Moronidae
Gene: scg2a
Product: secretogranin II (chromogranin C) a
Cellular component (GO): secretory granule
Source: RefSeq, a predicted model, not a curated record
CCAGACUCACAGCGCGAGACAGAGAGAUGCUCAGUUCACUCACGAGCCUCGAGAGAAACUAAUUACACAAGGCGUCACCAUGCCGUCACUCCCCCAGACCUUCGCCACAGGCAAACCUUUCUUCAUCUGCUUUGCCAACCUCCUCUUAAUCCUCCUCUUCCUCACCUCCUCUGGCAUUCACGGGGCUUCUCUCAGAGAGCACAGACUGCGAGGGAGCGAGUCAGACCCCCCGAGAGGAAAUGUCCGCCAGAGCCCUAACGCCGACAUGCUCAAAGCUUUGGAGUACAUCGAGAGCCUCCGUCAGAGAACCGGCAUGGAGCCCCAGCAGCAGGCCCCCCCCGCCACAGGCAACGAUGCCCGCCACGUGGAUGACGCUGAGAAGUUGCGUGGCCAUGCUGAGGCUGGCCUUCUAAACCCUACGCACCGAACAAAUACGACGGACGAGGAAGAGGAGGAAGAGGAGAAGGGACGGGAGGAUAAGAGUGAAGAGCUGCUCCAGGCUGUGCUCAGCACCCUCCAGCAGACGGAAAAGGCCGCCAAGCCGGCGUCCCUUCGCCCCGGCGUCGAAGGAGCAGGCGGACAGGACGGCGCGUACCCCAGGGUGCAGCAGAAGCAACACAGCAUCAAGCCUCACAAGAAGCUGCCGCUAAUGUUUGAGGACGAGGAAGAGGGCGAGGGGGAUGAGGAGGAGGAUGAGGAAAGGCCAGAUCACGAGAGCCCCUUCAAGCGCACCAACGAGAACGUGGAGGAGAAGUACACGCCUCAGAACCUGGCCACGCUGCAGUCCGUGUUCGACGAACUGGACAAGCUGACCAGUGUGAAGCCCAUGCACAAGCGCCAGGAGGAGGAGGAGGAUGACAUGGAGGAUGAUGAUGAGGAAGAAGAUGAUGAUAUGUUCAAUGUGAGGAAUGUGGCGUACGAUGGCGGGGAUCUUGCAGACUGGGGUCCGCUACAAGAACAGGAAGAGGAAGAGGAGGAGGAGGAGGAGGAGAGGGACAACAAGCAUGAGGCCAACCGAGGGCUCGAUUACGUUGACGACGGCGAUGAAGAAGCCGAUGAUGAAGACGAGGAGGAAGAUGAUGAAAGCUACCCAGUCAAGAGGUCAAAUGAGCCCGAUGAUGUUGCCAACCUGGUGGACUACUACCUUCUGAAAGUGCUGGAGAAAACGGAGGAAGAGAAGCAGAAACGGGAGGUAGAGGAAGAGGAGAAAGAGAGGGCUGAGAGGAGAGUGGCUCAGACGCAGUACAGAGAUACCAUAGAUCCACAGGCAAUCUACCAGCUCAUUCAGAUCUCCCAGAAAUACCAGAUCCCACCCGAAGACCUGCUGGACAUGUUCAAAACCGGGGAAACGACGAGUCAAGACAAGUCGCGAAAGAGCAACGAGUUAGGCCGAGCAGAAAGCAGGCCCUCUCAGAAAACCUCAAAGAAGACGCACAAGAUUCCCGAAGCCAAAUUCUACAACAGACGCUUCCCUGACAGACAGAAGACCCCAGAAGAGCUGAGGACAGAAGAGAUACUGAACAUCCUGGGGCUGGGAGGCGGGGAGGAUCCAGCUCCCGUCAGGAAGCAGAAGCAGUACAAAAGCUCUCCGUCACGACUUCACACUUCUCAGCCUGCGGGGCGUUCGGGGGAAUCCGCUCCCACGCAACGGCGCCUUCCCAGCACGUUAAAGGACGACUAUGACGACACUGUGGACGAGGACGAGCUGGCGGCGUACCUAGCAGCUCAGAUGCUGGCACAGUACCAGAACCCCGGGUACGGCAGCGGCAACAAGGCGAGCCAAAAGCGGGACGAAGUUGGACAGGGCACGGCGGGCUCUUUUGAGCAGGCGAUACAGGAUUACUUUGAUCAAAUGGACUCCGAUAAAAGCCCCAAUGAAAAGAGACAGUCUGAGGAUGACACGCAGAUGCAAGGCUUUGACAGUGAGGCGGUGAUGAAACUGUUGAGCUACCUGAACCCAGAAACUGAAGAAAGUGAUGCCAAACCUGCCCCAGGAAUAUAAAUAGGCUGUAGAUACAUAUACUUAUAUAUAUAU